AUGAGUGGACGUCACGAUCCACCGCGCUCCCCGCUUUUCGGGACCGCGACAUUCUCGACUCUUAGCCCAUCCGACACGUACGACUAUGACAGCCGCAGCUCCACACCCAGACCAUCUGCUCAAGCAAACACCGAGCAGAAUGGACGUUACUCUCGCCGCUCUCCACCGGAAUACGAUGACGACUCUGACGAUGCCUCCUUCGCCGACCAAGCGGAGGUCGAGGCCGCACUCAACAUGAUUGACAAUGAACUCAACAACGCCGAAGAUGUCGUCACUGCCUGGUCCACGCCUAGAGCAGAGGGCGUGCUGCCCGAGCGUGACAGGCGCCAUCUCAGCACCAUCACCGAACGUACCGAGGGAUCCUCGCGUCCACUGUCCGGUGGCCACUCACGUUAUGCAACCGAUCCCGGCGCUACCCCAACACCCGAGCGCGUCCUCGCCAUCCCUCGCUCCCAUACGCCAGACAGAGGAAUCGUCCGAGCCCAUACCCCAGGCAGGCGUGUUGGGGAGCUCGCCGCGUUUUAUGAAGAAAGAUCAACGACACCUGGUCACCGAAGGACGCCCUCUGCGCCCGCGGGCCCUCGCUCCCCCAGUCCAUAUGCGGGAACGUCUACAGGGUAUGGUUAUGGGACUACCACUGGAUACGACAAUUCGACGGGAUUGACUGGACUCACGAGCUCACGAUACACCGCCACUGGUUACGGAACGACCACGGGGUAUAGCACCAGCGGAUAUGGAGGCUCGUCUGGUUACAGCUCACCGACGAAGAGUCGCUCGACAAUCUCUUCAGGAUCGUCUGGAUACGACCCGACAACGCUAUCUUCCCUCCUUUCGCCUCCCCUCCGGACGGACACACCCACAAAUACGCGCACCGACAAUACCAGGACCACGGAGACGUACACAAGCAACACAUUCACAACCUUCAGUGGCACGAAUUCGACGACCGCUACGUCUAGCACCGCCACCCCGACCGCCACCGGCCUUCGCCGCCCACAGACGUCUCCGCGAUCUCCCCUGACAUCUGUCCGGAACAUCGUCGCAGCCUGGAAACAGCGGACACCAUCGUUAGGCACCGGAAAGGGCUUGAAGAAGGAUUCCCCCUCCCCCACUCGGGAUGAAGGAUUGUUCAGUCUUCGCAGGCGAGCAGAGCGGGGUGAGGCGAGGUUGAGAGAGGAGGCUCUUCAAGAGAGAAGGAGCGGCCCAUCUCUGCGCGAGCCCGCAGGAAGGAGCGAGAUGGCCAGUUUCGGUAGCGCGGUCAUUCCACCCGCAUUCGAUAUCAGUGAGCUCGGUGCCUACGCCAAUGCAAGAGGAAGUCAGGAGCCCCUCCGUAUCGGUUUGCUGUGGUACCUGAACGUCCACGGUUCGGAGCCAUAUCGCUGGCAACGAUGUCAGGCUCUUUUGUAUCCACAUAUGCUACUUCUCUCGUGGAUCGCUCCGGCUGGCGGUCGCGGGGUCGUCACCUUGGACCUGCUGAACUGCACAGAGGUUCGCUCUGUGCCAUCGCCAUUGCAUCCCAGCGCGCGGGAUGAUGUAGGGACCAUCGCGGCGAGGGCUCAGAGUGGAGAAACCACUGGACAGAGUGGGGAGAUGGGAUUGAUGGAGAUGUUGUGUCCCUUCCAGCUGUUAUACAGUGAUGGCGUCGAGCGGCUCGGCGCGGAAAGCGCCCGAGAGCGAGUACGCUGGGUCAGCGCGAUUUGGGAGGCUUUGGAUCGUGCGGUCACCAUUCCUGACCGCUCGGUAUCUGGCUCACCGACGGGUUCAAUCCGCACCAUCCGAUCCAUGGCGAGUACGGCCAGCAGGCAGUCCGGUUCACAAGCAGCAUCUGGAUCCGGCUCAGCAUCUACGGUGUUCGUCCCUCCAACGGACACGAUACCCGACCUAUCAGACUUGCAGUCCAUCUCAGGAUCUAGCACGUUUUCGUUGACGCGUAGGUCAUCCCGCGCUCAACAUACUCGCGCCGCAGACGAUGGUGCUCUGUCUAAUCAGAGCUUUGUCUACCCCGGCGAUCCGAGGGUAAUCGGCCCCAGCCGCAGCAGCUCCAUCAGGCGGACGACAUCUCUGACGGACCUUGAUCGGGAGUUCGCCACCGCGACGAGUCGCGGUCCAGGCGGACCCCGCGCUUUUGGCAUCGCUAGAUUUGGCACCCGACUCCCGUCAACUCGGACAACCACCGCGGAAGAUGAUGACGAAGCGUUCUUUAGCACGGGCUCACGCACAAGUGGGACGGACUCCACUUUCUACUCGUUACCUUCAGCGACAGACGUCGUCAGCGAUGCGCCUUCGAGGACUCUGAAGACCGAAGUAUCCCCGUCGACGUUAUCUUUUCGCCGAACUGCCUCAGCUUCAUAUCUGGGUGAUUCACACAGCGGUUCCUCGUCGUCUCGUACGCGCACCAGUCCCUCCCAUGGCAGCUCGGGUUCUCAAACGAGUCUUUCGCGUAUGCAAGCCGUACGGCGUCGUGCGGCUGGAUCGAGCUCGCGCACAUUCACUACGACUUACCUCGGAUCGGAUGAGACGUCAGACAAAGAAAACUCCGGAAGCUAUACAGCCUCCGACUCUCGUUCUACCGGCGCUAGUGACGAAUAUUCGAGCGGUUAUGACAGGUCAUCGUCUGGCCGGGAUUUGAGCAUGAGCACGCUGGAGAGCUAUAGCUCCUACUCCGGGACUUAUUCGAGCACGUACUCGGACUCUUACACGGGAUCCAACACUCGCACCACCAGUUCUGGUGGACCGCCGUCAUACCCAUCGUCUUCUGCACCUAGUGAGCCUGGUGCUCAAGAUCCCGGGCAACCUCCGUCAACCCCUUCCGGCUCAUAUUCCUCUGCGCCAAGCAUUCCAUCUCUUGACGAGUAUGCUACGGCCGAGAAGGCGUCCACGGUAUUCAGUGAAGGUGAUCGUGCCUCUACAAUCUAUUCGAUAGCCGAGAAGGCAUCUACGGAGUUCUCGGUCGCCGAGGCAGCCUCUACCACAUACUCUACUGUUGAACGAGCGCCCACUGAGUACGGGAGCAUUCCUUCGGAGCUCCCCCUGGAUGAAGUGGACAGGGAAAGCGUCAAACUGCCGACCGAAGUACCGACAAUACCGUCUUCACCAGCGAGCGUCCAUCCCGAGAACAUCCCACUUCCUCCUUCGGUCUCCCCAUCAAUUGCCUCCGUCUCUCCGCCUGCCGUAGUCCCGCCAUCACCUACCGAGCCCGUCAGUACGUCGUUGCUUUCAACGGAGUCAAGCCCGACCGAGUCUUCGGUUUCUCCUAGCCCCGUCCGUUCUCCGACUGAACUCACGCCGACACCAAGCACUCCAUCCGUGCUUGAACCGUCUCUACCGAGUCCGUCGAUACGGGAAUCUAUGUGGGCACCGGAGACUGAUGAAUCGUACGAGUCUUCCUUCCUGGGGGCCUCUCCGUCUGUGCAAUCUAUCGCCGUGCCCGAAGGAUUAGAUGCUUCAAUAGAAACCUCGUUCUUAAGGCCAAGCCCGUCCCCUGUAACACCCGGUACACGGCUGAGCACCGUUCCCGAGACGAUCUCAGUAUCUGCAGCAUCGUCACCGAUGCCUCCGUCUCCUCCUUCGCUGUCGCCCACGCCUUCAUCACCGUCAACAAUCACGCCAACGGCGUCGCCGUUGACAAUGACGGUAUCCUCAGUGACACCUACGCAGUCUACACGCUCGCCCACGGUCUCUUCGUUGACUCCGACGGUACCAUCCCUGACUCCAACGGUAUCGUCGCCGUCUCUCCCUCCUCUGCCUUCCCCGUCUCCAGCCACCUUCACGUCGUUGCUGCGCACACCGUCGACACUCUCCACAGCAUCUAGCAUCUCCAUGCGUUCAUCUGUCCUGUAUCCGAAAUCGUUGCUUGAUGUUCCUUUGGAGGAUGUGCCAACGGAACCUUCGCUGCUUAGCACCGGCUCGUCUCGUUCUAGCCCAAGACUGCCUCUCCCUGAAGAUAUACCGCUACCGAGUUCUCCGGCAGCGUCGCUAGUCCCU
Punctularia strigosozonata HHB-11173 SS5 is the source of this 3981-nucleotide messenger RNA. RefSeq lists its product as uncharacterized. The record is from RefSeq and is a predicted model, not a curated record. The annotation marks the transcript as partial. The transcript is spliced from 6 exons. Lineage: Eukaryota; Fungi; Basidiomycota; Agaricomycetes; Corticiales; Punctulariaceae.